CCGGGGGCUACAACCAGCCGCCCGUUGGCUUCAACAACCUCUCACCAGACAGUAUUACUUUCAACCGUUUAGCGCGCACGCCGGGUCGAGGAGACACCGCAGAAGAAUAUUAUGCUCACCCGGAUAUUUUAGAGUUUUUUUUCUCUCCUUGAUGGACUUUAUUGCUGAUAAGGAUUAUUUUUUAAUUGUUUGGUGGAUGAGAAUUUUUGAGGGGAUUUAUGGCGGGAUUUUUUGAUUAGGAGUUGAUGAUAAUUGAAGGAUGACAGGAGUUUUGAUGUUUUGAGGAAUUGGAGAUCUAUACUACCUCGUCAUUCAAGAAAGCCUCGAGUUAUUGACUGUUGGAUUCAAUGAGGCGUGUGAUUUUUAUAAUUUUUUGAAGGAUUUUAAUUCUUGACUUUUCCAUUCCGAGUGGCAAUUUUUCAAGUGGGAACUUGUAUUUUUUUUGUGUACUUUGAUUGGAUAUUUGUGAGUGGAUUUAUACUUCAUUGACAAAUUGAUUUUUUUUAAAUUGUGCACGUGAUGCCCAAGUGACAGGAAUUAAUAUUCCUAUUGAUAUAUUUUUUGUUGUGUCUGUUGUGGUGAGUGAUAACAAGUACCCCAAUAUUUUGGAUUAUAUACGGUUGAUAUUCAACGUGCGUGGUGAAACAGGGAGAAAAGUCACGGGGAUAAUAACCCAGUAAUUUACGUGCCUCAGAAUUAAUCAAAGAGGUGAAUAAAGAAUAAUCAUCAUCCGGGGUGUCUCGAGGAGUGCCACCCCACAGUGGGGGUGGUGUUUAAGAGUUUAGUGCCGCGGCAAUGGUGGCAGCUGCCACCGCAACGGCCACCGCCACUGCCUGCGUGGUGGCCAUGCAGGACCGCCAGGAUAUACCGUCUCAGUUCAACCAGAGUCAGCAUGGAAUGCCCCACAACACCUAUAAUAGUGGUUACCCCCAGCGCGGUCCAAUGGCCGGAAUGGGUCCAGUUGGUAUGAACAACUUUACCGGAAUGACCUCAAUGGGUCCAGUGCACUCAAUGAAUUCCCUAAACUCCAUGAACACCAUGAACCCGAUGAACCCAAUGUCAAUGGCGCAAAUGAAUUCAAUGAAUUCAAUGAACACCAUGUCCCCAAUGUCCCAAAUGAACAGCAUGGCUAACGUGGGCAACAGCAUGUCGAUGAACACCAUGAUGGCAGGUAACAACAUGCAAAUGACAAAAAUGGGUAUGCAGCAGUCGCAGCAGCAAUACCCCAGGCGCUUGGCGCCGUACCCAGCCCCGGGAAUGCACAUGGUGCAGAAAAGGCAGCAAAGUCCUUACGCCAACCCAACACCCCAGCACCCAGGAAUGCAGCAAAGCACCUUCAAUAACAUGGGUAACCAGUACCCCAACAACUACCCGGGGGCCCGCGCCAACUUCCACCCCCAGUACCAAUCUGUCCAGGGUAUGAGCCCAACCUUCCCCAGCACGAUGAUCAGAGGCACCAACAUGAGACAAACGGCCCCGUCGUACAGUGCCCAGGGGGCGCCCCAGUCCAAUCAGUAUUACGGUAACACCAACACCCAACACAACCAAGUCACCAUGGCUACGAACCCAGUGUCCCACCAGGGUGGACAAUUCGUGGGGCACCAGGGUAAUCCAAGCCAUCCAAAUCACCCUGGCCACCCUCCCCACCAAACCCAUCAAGCCCACCCAACCCACCCCUCCCACCAGAGCCACCCCUCCCACCCUAGCCACCCAGGCUACACAAACGCAAACUCCUACCCUCCAAACCCCCAGUACCAGCAAGAAGUCUCUCCCAUGCGAAAUCCCUCGAACGUCCCCAACGUCUCCUACCAACACAGCCCCAUCCCCGGGAAUCCGACGCCCCCCCUGACCCCCGCCACCUCAAUGGCCCCCUACAUAAGCCCGAAUCCCGACAUAAAGCCCAACUUCAGCGACAUUAAACCGAACUUCGACAUGAAGCCGACCUUCUCCGACAUAAAAUCCCCAGCUCCAAUCCAGAAGGACGACGAACUGAGACUAACAUUCCCAGUAAGGGAUGGCAUUAUCCUCCCCCCAUUUCGUCUGCAGCAUAAUCUAGCUGUCAGUAAUCACGCAUUCCAGCUCAAGCCAACGGUCUAUCAGACACUGAUGUGGAGACAGGACUUGGAGUUACAAUUAAAGUGUUUCCAUCACGAGGACAGGCAGAUGAACACAAAUUGGCCGGCAAGUGUGCAGGUCUCAGUUAAUGCAACACCACAGGGGAUUGACAGGGGGGAGAAUAAGUCGUCGCAUAAGCCACUUUACCUCAAGGAUGUCUGCCAGAAUGGUAGGAAUACGAUACAGAUAACGGUGUCGGCUUGCUGCUGCUCUCAUCUUUUCGUCCUUCAGCUUGUGCACAGACCGACAGUGAGGAGUGUCUUGCAGGGGACAUUGAAGAAACGAUUGUUAACCGCUGAGCAGUGCAUAGCUAACAUCAAGCAGAACUUCAAUAGUUCAAUGGGUAACAAUGGAAUUAAGAGUGAGAAUGAUGUUGUUGAGCAGACGGCGUUGAAGAUAUCGUUGAAAUGUCCGAUCACGUUCAAGAGGAUUACAUUGCCGGCCAGGGGGCAUGACUGCAAGCAUCCUCAGUGCUUCGAUCUUGAGAGCUAUCUUCAAUUGAAUUGUGAGAGGGGCGCGUGGAGGUGUCCUGUUUGCUCGAAACCUGCUGUCUUGGAGGCCUUGGAGGUUGACCAGUACAUUUGGGGCAUUCUCCAUUCGACAGCUAGUACAGCGGACAUAGACGAAGUCACGAUAGACUCGGCGGCCAACUGGAGGCCUGCGAAGAGUCACUCGAGUAUUAAGAGCGAGGAGGACGACUGUAAGAGACUAAUCAAGAAGGAAGCCAUGUCGCCGGGCAGCAUGAGCAUGCCCACUAUGAACAAUUGGGAGAUGAACCAGGCCAUGAGCCCCUACAUGCCACCUGAUAUGAACAGUAUCGUCAGUGGGUCUAUGAUGAAUAAUUCCUCGCCUGGGUACAGGAGUAGUAGUAUCAAUCACAGGAAUUCUUCGGGAGGAAGCUAUGAUAUCAAUAAUGGAGCAAGUCUCGGGAGUGAUUACACGAAUGGCGCUGGACCUCUCACGCAUCUGAGUGAUUCUGUUAAUUCAUUAGAUCCACUCAAUGCUAUGGAGAAGAGUCUCAAUGAUCAGAUGCCUCAUACGCCUCACACACCUCAUACACCACACACUCCUCACACUCCUGGGGGUGGCAACAGUGGACCUCCUAGCGUACCACCAGCCUCCCAGGAAUCCGCGAAUCACAAUACCUCUGGUAAUGGUAGCACAAAUAUCAGCGGGAAUGAAACAACGGAAAUUCCUUCUGAUCUUAAUUUUGAUCCUGCGGCGGUUAUCGAUGGCGAGGGAACGGGUCAAGAAGCAUUGAACUUAUUGCCCGAUAACGUCGUAGAUCCAAUGGAGUUGCUCUCCUACCUGGACCCCCCCGAUCUCAACACACCCCCAAGCAGUGGAGCAAGCAGUGGCCAUCCCUCCUCCAAUGAUGACAUUCUGGCGUUCUUCGAAUGAACCUAAAGUAAAUAACCCCUAACGUGAAAAAAGAAGAAAUGUCACCUUUUCAAAAUAAUCAAAUUUCAAAAAAAUUAAAAAACAUCAGACUCAAGUCAUAAAACAAGUGACACCAAGUCAAUCCUCACAGUUAACCGAAAUGGCCAACAAUUAUGAUGACUAUUGACGCAAUGGAGUCACGUGGGUGCUCUCACCUAAACCAAUGGUACAAAACACUUUUUAGAUCUAAUUGUAAUAUUCCUAUGGACAAUGCUAGGGCAUACUAGGUUUACAAUUACCUAAUUAUAUUGAAAGGGUAAAAUGCUGCAGUUACAGUUUUUAAUAUGAUCUGGCUGUGGCUGUGAGUCGGUCUUAAAUCAAUAAAUUUGAGAAAAAAAAAGCAUGAUAAAAUGGACCAGAUUUCACAAUUAACGAGAUAACUGCUUCACAAAUGCACCAUUGAAACUGUGAAAUAUUGAUUAAGGGCCUCUGAUUGGUCUUUGAGGGCGGUCUACUGUCGACUGAGUGUCGGCUAUUAUUACUUGUACAGAAUUUUAUCUUUAAUAUUUUUUUUCUCAGUUCUUUUUGUAAAUAAUCUCGAUAGAUUUAAGGAUACUCAAACGUUGUAAACCUGCUUAUUGAUGGAUAAUAGCGUAUACAGUGUUCCUUUUUGUUUAGGGAAAAAUUUUUUUUUGACGAGGAUAUUAUAUACUAUAUCGUGCGACACGUAAACCAAAAGAGUAUGAUAUUCUUCCAAAUUUUUUUCAAGUGACUUUUCGGGGUAAAGUGGCCAUUGUGUGUGGAAAUGCAUCUGCAUGAUUUUUGGGGGGAUUAGUGAUGCCCAUUUCACUGAUGAAAUCGACGUUUUUUUUUUAUAUUCUUGUGAUGGUUUUUAUUUUAUAGAUGCAAUCAACGAGUCAAUUGAAAUACUUCUUUAUAUUUUUUUUUCCAAAACCUCAUGAAGUCGCCGAAAAUGAAGUUCUGAUGUUAAUGUAGGGAAUAACUGUGUUUAUUUGAAGAGGAAAUAAAAUUGAAUUUGAAGUAAUAGCUGUGGAGAAAUUAUGAUGCAACUAAGUAAAUAUGCACCCAAAAAAGAAUGGAAUUAUGUUGAUGCAAGUUUGCAAAUGAAUUGUUUCAAGUCUUCAGAUAUUCUACAAUUUUGGAUUGUGUCGAAUGUUACUACGUCUUGGUUGAAAAUUCUGGAUUUAGUCAGAUAUAUAGAUGAAUCAAGCAUAAGGAAAUCUUCAGUCAAGUGCAAGGAACUCCACUGAAUUGUGAUUGAAAUCAGUUUCUAUAUGACUUGUUGAGUCACCAGAUAUUGAAUUAAAAAAUGAGUCAAGUAUAGGCAAACCUAAAUUGAAUCAAAAGUCGAUUCAAGUUUCCAAUUAUUGUUGGACAUACUCUCCAAUUACGAGUUGAUUCACAUUUUAUUAUUCACUUGUCUUAACUCAAAGUCUUCAAUAUUAUGGAAAACAAUAUAAAACUGGCAUUCAAUGACAAUGUUAAAGUGACUCAAUUCAAGUUUUAAAUGACUUGUUGAGUGACAAUAUUCUAUUUAAAUCUGAGAAUAACUUGACUUGAGUUUAAAAAUGCUUUGAUUCAAGUCUUCUUAUGUUUUUCGGGAAGACAUGAAAUUAUGUUUUGGCUAUUUUGUAUAAAGUAAAUAAACCUGAAUUGAUUCAAAAGACUUGAUUCAAAUUUUAUUAUCCACUUGAGUCAAGAAUAAAAUUUGCAAUCAAUUUGAAAGGACGUUGACUCAACGUCUUUAAUAUUAUGGCAAACAACAUAAAAUUGUUAUUCAAUAGCAAUCAUAAAAUGACUUAAUUCAACUUUUAAAUGACUCAUGGAGUCAAGUUUAGAUAAACUUGAAUUGAUUCAAAAGACAGGACUCAAAUAUGGCCCAGAAUUAUGAUUUGAUUCAAGUCUUAUUCACGUGAGUCAAGUAGAAUAAAAUCUUCAAUAAAUUUAAGAGGAGCUUGACUCAAAGCCUUCAAUGUCAUGGAAAACAAUACUGAAUUGUUAUUCAAUAGCAAUGAUAAAAUGAUUCAAUGCAAAUUUUAAAUGACUCGUUGAGUCAAAAUAUUCGAUUUGAAUCUGAGACUGACUUGACUUGAGUUUAAAAAUGCUUCGAUUUAAGUCUCAUUAUAUCUUUCGUCAAAAUGUAAAAUCAAGUCUUACUGAACUUGAGUGAAGUAUAGAUGAACUUGGUUUGAUUCAAAUGACUUGACUCAAGUUUUCGAAUAUCUCGCGAAUGGUCUAUCGAUAAAAAUGGAGAUUUCAGUC
This is a messenger RNA of Diachasma alloeum, 5778 nucleotides long. RefSeq names its product zinc finger MIZ domain-containing protein 1 (gene tna). Lineage: Eukaryota; Metazoa; Arthropoda; Insecta; Hymenoptera; Braconidae. Gene Ontology annotation, biological process: regulation of transcription by RNA polymerase II; protein sumoylation. Gene Ontology annotation, molecular function: SUMO ligase activity; zinc ion binding. The coding region runs from base 796 to 3516 and encodes 906 amino acids. The transcript is spliced from 5 exons. The record is from RefSeq and is a predicted model, not a curated record.